AUGAAGACGACUGGUGAAAUGGGGGACACAAGCCCUGGUAGCGACGAUGAGAAGUCUCAUACAUUUCGAAGGCGUCGAUUGAGCCUCUCGAAACAUCAUUUAGCUCCCGAGGGAGCAAGCGCCAUGGCGUCAGCCGCUGCCGUGGCGGCAGCAGUGGACGAUGACGAAGAAUCACAAGAGCCUCCUCUUCCAGAGGUGACGACGAAUGACAAGGAGAUCAAGGAUGUGUCUAGUGAGAGGAAUGCCAAUGAGGACGACCAAAAAGCACAGACGUUCCGCAAGCGUCGUCUCUCGUUGACUCUCAAGGCUCCUGCUGCUUUGUUACUGGAAGAAGAAAACAAUGGAGAAGGAACCGACAAGACUGAUGAUCCUCCAAAACGACAACGAAGAGCUUCAGACGCGUCGGCUGCUUCUUUGGGAUCUUCGCACACAGGAGGGAACAACUACAAUCAGGAUGGACUCAAAGUGCGAACGCUGCAUGCAGGAGAAAUUCUACAGCAUCACCACAACAGAGCUCCUCCAUCACCUGCCGUCGAUCCCACCUUGUCCACCACUGUGGGACAUACAGCUACCAGCACUGGCAGUAGUACUACCGGUACUAUGGACCACAAAAAUGAACCACAUGUGCUCUAUCGACUCUCAAGGCCGCCUUCAUCCACCACACUCCUCAACUUUCAUCAAGAGCGGGAACCCACUGAUGAUCCUGCCGUAGAAUCCCAAAACUCGGCCGCAUCGCCUCAGCCCAAAUGGAAAAAAAGAAUCACACGAAAGCAUGAUGAAGACGAACGAAAAUUACCAUUUCCAAGGGAUGUCGUGGGCACAUAUUCUUGUCAUGGCGUGGAACCCGUAUAUGACAGUGACUAUGAACACAAUCUAGGGGACGAAGAUGAGGAAGAAGUGGAGGACGAUUUACUCCUUCGAGCACAUGACAACUGGGCUGCCGAUGAUGCAGAUCAAGACCCCAUGGCACCCAAUCGAACAUUCCCCACGCCCAAUACUGGAAAACCCAAUUUGGAAGCAUCGCCGCCCCCGCCACGACGGGAACCCAAACCAACUACCGCUGCAAAGAUCAAUCAGGAUCGAGGUGGGGUGGCAUUUCCGUAUGGAAAUUGCCCCAAAACGGCGCUCUUUGCUGCCUACGAUGGUCAUGGUCAAGGCGGAGAAUUGGUUUCACAAUUUGCACUGCACGAGAUACAGUCGCGCUUGGAGAAACGACCAGAGUUCAAUAACAACCUGGAAAAGGCAUUCAAAGACACGUUUCUUGCCGUAGAUGAGGCACUCCAGCAUGAACCACUCAUUGAACCACUCUAUGCCGGCACCACCGCGUGUGUGGCUCUUUUGAGGGACAAUGUACUGACGGUUGCCAAUGCGGGAGACUCCAGGGCUGUCGUCGCUCGAAAAAUGGACAACACCAACACAACUGUUACGUAUGGCAAGGUACCAGCCUAUCGUGCCAUUGACUUGACUAUUGAUCAAAACCCGGAUCUGCCGGAAGAACGGAAUCGAAUCGAAAGCAUGGGAGGAUUUGUGUCGCCUCCUCCGGAACCUGGUCUGUCCGCUAGAGUUUGGUUGGACGAAGGAUUCUCGCAAAUUGGAUUGGCCAUGGCACGGUCCAUUGGGGACCAUGCUGUGGCGCGAGUAGGAGUCAUUGCUGAGCCAGUGGUGUCGACUCAUACAGUCCAUCCAGACGAUGAAUUCCUCAUCAUUGCCACAGACGGGGUCUGGGAAUUCAUCAGCUCUGAAUCGGCUGUUGAAAUUGUAGGGGCCAAUCUGUCACGGGGAGCCACCAAGGCUACGCAGGCUCUGAUUGAAGCUGCUGCAGCAAGGUGGCAUGAUGAAGAGGGGGAUUAUCGAGAUGAUAUCACAGCAUUGGUUGUCAGGCUGCCAGAAUUGUGGAGAAAGGAACCAAAUGCUAGUAAGGAACUGCUCGCAACUGCUGCAGUUUCGGACAAGGAAGCAGCAGCCCAGAAGCAGGAGGAAACAGAAGCAGCGGCAAAUCCCUCGAAUGAUGCAUCGUCGUAA
Molecule: messenger RNA, 2022 nt
Organism: Seminavis robusta
Lineage: Eukaryota; Bacillariophyta; Bacillariophyceae; Naviculales; Naviculaceae
Source: the annotation of a GenBank genome assembly